CGACGAAGCAGCGUAGCAAUUGCUGGAUCUCUGAUGGUUCGGCGCAAUGAUCGCACCCCUGGAUUUGUUUAUGAGCACGUCUUCGCCCAGUGCCUCCACGCCCUCCACACCACGGUUGCGCACCACCGUCAUGGAGCCGAAGGAGAGAGAUGGAUUCUUGGCGAUUGCUGGAGAUGACAGGGGCACACGGCUGGAGUUUGAGGGCCCUGAAGCAUGGCUUCAUGUGUACGAUCUCAAUGGGACCGAGGUGGCCAACAAUACUUUGCAUCCUCUUGGACUUGGAUUAUUCCAUGCCGGCUUGGAGGUGUACGGUGUUGAGUGGUCCUUCGGUGGUUGUCCACUGCCGCCGGGGGCGCUCCCGUACACGGGGGUCUCGCCCAUGCGGCCGCGUAGCUGUCCUUGCGCCACCUACCGCGAAUCCGUCUCCUUGGGCCCGAUCCCGAUCUCCGCCCAGGAAGUGUGGCAAAUCUUGGUGAAGUUGGCCGCCCGAUGGUUGAGCCAUGAGUAUCACCCGUUGAAGCGGAAUUGCCUGGACUUUUGCUCGGAGUUUUCCAGAGCCUUAAGACUACAAGAAGUACCUGGCUGGCUGGGGCGGCUGGCUUCGGCUGCGGACUUCCUUUUGUCACCGGUUCUAACCGUUCUGGAUGCCUUCCACCUGCUGCGAGAUGCUCCGGAAGCUUUAGUUCGAGAUGAGGCGUCAGUGAGCCCAUGAGCCAUCCUAAGAAACAUGCUAUGAAAUACAGAAGGUGCAAGAGAUGUACUACGAGUUGAGUUGAGAUGAUUUGAUUCAGAUUUGAUCAAUGUACUUGGAGACCAAGGAAGACCAGAUUUCCGCCCCGAUUUGAUCAAUUAGGUUCCCUCUCAAACGCUGGACGACAAUCCCCGGUUUCUUCUUCCGUCUUUGGAAGAGCUCAAUGAACUUGGAAGGAACAUCGCAGGCUUGCAGAUGCUGCCGCAGAGGCUUGCGGUUGCAAUGUUCAAUCGGUCCGUGCCCGAUUCCCAAGGGCGCUCCCAAAAAGUACGACAAGACUACGCCCACUUAGAGGCUUCAGAGAGAAUAUUAUGUUUGAAUUGUCACCCGCAUACUCUUUCCUCAAAGUGAGCAUGUUGGAUUCUUGAAGUGGGUGACAGAACCAUUCUACCAGAUAAUAUAUAUAGAUACUGGCUGGCUGCUAGCUGGCAGGCACUGCCUGACUGGAGGGACGAAACUUCUUCGCAAGACGCUGAGGCGGAGGCACACUGCAAUUGGCUCACGCUGAGUGAGGGUGCCUCAAGGGCCUGGACGUCUUUGGAGACAGAGGUGGUGCUCGACUUCCAAGAGCAGCUCCUGGGAGUAGAGCAGCUCAUGGGAGGGCAAAUGUGGGGAGUGCGAGCACCAAAAUACCUACCAUAAAAGAAAUCACCAACGACAUUUUGUGCCCAGGGACCAGCCAGGGAAUGGGUGACUCUCCAUAUUUUUUCUCGCAACCCCUGAGAUUCUUCCAGACUUUUGACGGCACAUCGGCUUGAUGUCUCAUCUUCCUAGGGGGUUGACCAUGCCGCAGUGUGACAUGAGGUCUGGUUGGGCGGGCGUGGAAAUGAAGGCUUGCCAUAUUCAGUGGGAGAAGGAGUUGGAGGAAAAGCGUCAACAAUCUUUGUUGGCAUUCCUUUGAAGAGUUUCACCUGCUCGGGUCGUGGGCGGCCAAGCGGCAGCAGUGCUUCUUGCGCUUGGCAUUUUCAUUUUCCCCGAUGCCACAAGAGCAGCGUUGGGAGAGCGUUAGGAGAUGUUGCCGAUCAGAAAAGA
This is a messenger RNA of Durusdinium trenchii, 1783 nucleotides long. NCBI's taxonomy places the organism in Eukaryota, Dinophyceae, Suessiales, Symbiodiniaceae. The record is from the annotation of a GenBank genome assembly.